UUAGAAUUACAUUGUGGUGGCUAGUACUGAUCAAGAGUACUAGUAUGUAUAAUGUAGUACAAAUAUAAUUUUUGUGAUGUAGUAAGUACUUACAGCACUUCUUUACUGGAGAAGAAAAAUCCAACUUCACACUUAGUGUCUUAUAUUCCUAUUGAUAGUUUAGUUGUGUUCUUCCUGCCAUUAUAUUUUAAAAAUCAUAGACUUAUAUAAGUACAAAAUCAUUUGUACAUUCAUAGUAGCAGAAAUUUCUCAUACACAUUCAUCCCUUGAUGAAUAUUGACAAACACAUCCUCAGUCCCUACAUAGAAUGAUAUAGUAUUAAGGAAAAACAAAUAUUUCAUUGAAUUUAUCAGCAUACUAUCUAAGAUGUAGUAAAUUUAUGAGUAAUUUUUACCUUUUUUCUGGCAAAAACCUAAUGGAUUUUUUUCCUUCCUUUAUAAUAAGUCCUUUCUUCUUGUGUAAAAGACACAGGGAAAAAAUUUUUAGAGACUAUGAGGCAAAAUGGGUUUACAUAACCAAAGGAUCUGAGGACGGGUUUCCAAAGGAUAUCAUUUUCAAGGAUGAAACUAAUAUAAAAGAAGAAUUUACCCAUUGGAAACAUGAUAUUUAUUCUUCUGUUGAUCUUAAAAAAGCUAGUGGACAGAUAAAAAAUGUUUCUCCUGUUAUCUAUGGAUUAAAAACAAAAGAUAUUGGCAGGAAAUCAAAAAAAUCAAGUUACCUCUUUCAAGAAGGUCAGAAGGAGUCUGGAGAUGAAAAUGAAGAUGAAGUACUGGAUACCAAUUUUAGGAUAUCAGCAUCCAAACUACCUUUAUAUACUUCAGGUUUAUUGAAGUAUGAUGCAAUAUUAAAACAGAAAAAACAAGAUUAUUUUCCUGAACAUGCCCAUCUAUUUCCUACCACCCAUCCAAAACCAAUAAUUAAAAAAGGCACACUACCUGAGACAAAUUUAAGACAGUUUUUUACAACACAGAGAGCCGGUAUAAAACUCCAAACCCUUAAAGAUAUUGACAAAUAUUAUGCUGAACAAAAGAAGCAGGAUCUCCAUCAAGAAAAAAUAACAGCUGUAUCCAGGGCACAAGUUGACAAAAAAAGAGUUGGCUUAACUGUUCAUGAAAGCAUAAAUAAGAAAAAAAUUGCUAUAAAAAAACUAAUUGAAAAAGAUCAUAACACUAUUCAGAAAAGUUUACAGCAACUUUGGCAAGACAAAUUAAAAUACCUUAUGAAAGUUAAAGAGAGAAGAACUCUGUUUCUAGAAGGAAAAAACCAAAAGGCUGAAGAACAUUUAAUAGUUCAAACCCUAAAUAAUGAGCGUACUAUUCUGACCAAAGGAAUGAUUAAAAUUGACAGACUGAAGAGGAAUGAUGCUAUCCUAAGACAAAAAUGGCUGAGUGUUCAGAAAAAAAUAGAAGAAGAAAAAUACCAAAAGAAUUUACUCAACCAAAUGAAGGAACAUAGGGCUCAAGAAAUAUACAGAAAACACUGUGCAGAAAAGUUUGUUAUGGAUAUGCUUACUUUUCAAAAAGAUGUUGAGAGAUAUCAAGAAGCUAAAUCUAGAGUUGCACUUGUGAAAACAAAUUUUGUCUUUAAUAUUCCCAAUGGAAUGUCAAAAUGAACCAAUGGCAGAUCACAUUCUAUGAUCAUCUUAAGUUUAGUCCAUUACUUUUACCUAAUGGACUUUGAAAUGAUACUCUGAAAGAAAUGCUCUGUGUCACAAGAUGGAUUUAUAUGUAAAUCUUUUAAAAAUAUAAAGAAUAGAGUGUUUCUUGUAUUGAUCAUAAUUUAAAUCAAGUUGACUUAGCAGCACUAAAAGUUUUCUUAUAUAUCCAGAUUCCCAAGGAACAAUUAAAACAGAUUUUCAUUACUACAGGCAAUAUUGAAAAGAUGCUGUAUAUAUUCUCUUUUAUAUUCUUUCUGAGUGUAGCAAUAUGUAAGGUAUUUUCAGUUUCUCUGGCAAGGUGGUUAGCAUAGUAAUUUUUGCCCCUACUGCUGACUUUUAUUAAGAUAUUGCUUAUUUGACUUCUUUCAUUACUUAAUUUCAUACAUUUAACUAUAUUUCCUGUUUAUUUUAUUAAAACAAUUUCUGGAUUUAUUUUUUUCAAAGUAGGGUUUUCAGCAUUGUAUCAGUGAUUCGUACUUUCAUAAAUAUUUAGAAAAUAUAAAUGAUGUAAAGUAAAUAAUCUUAUUGCCUUUUUUGGAGGUUGUAAGAUUUUGGUGUACUUUUGAUGUGUUUGACUUUUUUUUGCAUAUAUGUGGAGGCAUGGAAGAGAAAUAAAGGUAGAAAGAGAAACAGGAAAGAAUACAUAUAAUUAAGUAAUUGAGAUCAUAAAGUACGUAGAAUGACAUAAAUUAAUUUUAAGUCUGCUUAAUACUGAUGGUAGAAAACUAGAAAAACAUUAAAAAUAUAAAAAUCCUUUUUAAAAUUUUUAUCAAUUUUUAAUGUGUUUUCACUUAUCUAAGGAAGAUAAAUACACCACUAUAAUUGUGACAUCACUCAUUACAAUAUAAGUAAUAACACUCAGAAUUUCUGUUUUAUAUUAAUCAGUUAGAUACAUAUAUUUUAAGCCUGCAUAGCUUUAAAAAUUCUCUAAUUUUAUCAAUUUCCAGAGCUUAUUCAUUCAUGCUUCUAUGCUGGACUGCUAUCAAAUGCUGGUAGUAUUUUCUUAAUUUUCAGUAAAAUAACAAGUGUCUAUUUA
This is a messenger RNA of Marmota monax (woodchuck), 2693 nucleotides long. RefSeq names its product leucine-rich repeat and IQ domain-containing protein 3-like. The record is from RefSeq and is a predicted model, not a curated record. The coding region runs from base 380 to 1612 and encodes 410 amino acids. Lineage: Eukaryota; Metazoa; Chordata; Mammalia; Rodentia; Sciuridae. The transcript has 4 exons.